CGCGCAGGAAGCAGCAACGUUGUUCUCCGAGCGGUACAGCAGUCAAGGGCCUCAGGAAACGAAAUUAAUUAUCUUAUUAAAACAGUUGUUAAAACACUAUCUAGAGACACACAUUUUUCGCAGUUGCAUCACUCAAACGUUGUCGAACAACUUUUACAAUGCCUAGAGGAGGAAAAAAAGGCCACAAAGGUCGUGGCAAACAGUUCAGCAAUCCUGAGGAAAUCGACAGACAGAUGCGAGCACAGAGGGAGAGGGAGGAAAAUGGUGAUGCUGAACGUAAAAGUUCAUCGGAAUCUGAGGAGGAAAGCAGCAGUGAAGAUGAACAGAACCAGAAAAGGAGUGGCGUGGAAGGAUUGAUUGAGAUUGAGAAUCCCAAUCGUGUCUCCCAGAAGAACAAAAAAAUUGCUGAAAUAGAUAUUGGCAUGCCAAGAGAGCUCUCACGUAGAGAGAGGGAGGAGAUUGAGAGGCAGAAAGCAAAGGAGCGCUACAUGAAGCUGCAUCUAGAGGGGAAGACUGAGCAAGCCAGGGCAGAUUUGGCUAGACUGGCCAUCAUUAAGAAACAAAGAGAAGAGGCAGCAAAAAAGAGAGAGGAAAUGAGAAAAGAAAAAGAAGCACAGGAGACCAGACGCUAGCCUCUUUCCCAUCUUUGAGGACAGGGCUGUCCUGGGGCAGGCAGGUGGGCAGGGACCAAAUUAAUUAGGGAUACAGCUCAGGGGUAUCCACACACACACACACACACACACACACACACACACACACACACACACACCCCCCUUCACUGUGCUCUGAUCCUAAAGCUGCUGGAGUUUACUCCUAAAUUAUUUUUUUUUAUAUGUUAUAAUAUACCUUUUGAUUGGGAUAUGCUCCAAGCGUUCAGCAAGUUGUGUUCUUGCUGACAUCUCUUAGCCGGUUCCAAAGGAGUGGCAUAGAGUAGUGAAUGGAGAAACACUAGCAAACCUGUGGCACCUGUAAAACACCAUCUGCUCCUGUUCUGGCCUGUGCCCAUUUUUCUUUUUUCUUUUUUUUUUCUUUUUUUUAUAUUCUUAAAUGCAUAAGCUAUGUAUAAUACGAUACCUUGUAAAUUAACCUGUGCUGAAUAAUUCUUUUUUUUGCAUGCCAGUUACUUGAUGCAUCAAAAUUCAUUUUGCUGAUUCACAGACGGUUACCACAUGAGGUUACGCCAUUAAACAGUAAUUGAAUAAUUUAAUAUCAGCAGUAUUAAGUGACUGGUCUCUUGUAAUGUUAGCAGUAAACAAACAUUUAAACAGAGGAAAAGUUUCCCUUUUAUCUGAAAAUUGCCAUUAUUUAUUCAUGACCAAUUCAUAGGUUUGUCUCAUUAAUAAAUAUUGUAUGCUGUUUGUGCUGUUGUGUACAGUCUGUUUGUGGGACCCAAAUUGCCUUGAACAUUAAGAGAAGCAAUACUACACAUGCAGGUGAUGCAACAUUUAGCUCAGCUCUAAAAUGUAUACGUUUUGAAAAGUGUUUGAAGACUUAAGGUGCUGUCCAGGACUGAAAUAAGUAUUUACAUUAUAAGGUAUUGGUAGGAGGGAUAUGUGUUUGUAUCCUAACUUGAUUUGUUGCAUAGAAAUAAAUACUUCAGUACAUUAA
Messenger RNA from Colossoma macropomum (tambaqui), 1608 nucleotides. It is a transcript of the gene pdap1a, whose product is annotated as pdgfa associated protein 1a. Lineage: Eukaryota; Metazoa; Chordata; Actinopteri; Characiformes; Serrasalmidae. Gene Ontology annotation, cellular component: cytosol. The transcript is spliced from 6 exons. Gene Ontology annotation, molecular function: RNA binding. The record is from RefSeq and is a predicted model, not a curated record. The coding region runs from base 159 to 632 and encodes 157 amino acids.